AUGCCUGAAGGAAGCCCCUGGAGGAGAGUCUGUCUCCACCGUCCGCGCCGGAGGGCUGGGAGCUGCAAGAGGGAGAACGGGGAACGGCGUGGGGUUGGCCACUCCGCGCUCGAGCGGCCACCGUCCGCGGCAGGAGGCGUGGGCCGAGGCGUCCCCCAGGACCCCGGGGCAGCCCCGGGCGCGGAGGGGGCGGCGCCGGGCCCCGGGGCGGCCGCCCGAGGCGCGGUGGCGGAGGGCCCGGGAGCGCUCCGCGGCGCGGGCGGGACGAGGCGGCCCCGGGGGGCGGCGGCGGGGCGGCGGCGGCGGGGCCCGAGCCCCGGCGAGGAGCAGCACCUACCUCCGGGGGUGGAAGUGGGCCGGAAUGGGCCGGAACCCCGUCCCGGAAGUGAAACCCCCCGCCCCCUCCCCCGGAGCGGGCGACGUGCCGGAAGGAAAUCACUCACCCUUCCACCGCCCCCGCCCCCUCCCCGGCGCCUGCCGUCCCUCGCGCCCCCUCCCCUCUCGGCUCUCCCUCCGGCGGGAGGAGGGAGGGCGCCCUGCUCCUCGGGCGGCGUCCCCGCCCUCGACGGCGGGGUUGGGCGGGGCCGGGGAGGCGGGCAGGAGGCGGGGCUGGAGGCGGGGCGGAGCCGACGCAGGAUGGGAGCGUGCGUCGUGACGUCACCGAACGGAACGCUUAUAUACGGGCGGCCGGGCGCCAUCUCAGUCUUUCCGGGCUGGGCGUUGGCGUUGGCUCUGGCGUUCGGCAUGCUGCCACGUACGGAUGCGGUGUGGCGCGUGAUGGCCCCUGACGCACGAGUUCCGCGCCAGAGAGGAAGGAGUACGGAGAUUUUGAAGAGCAAGCCUCAGUCUACCAGAGGUCACACAGGCACAAUAAAGGAAGUUGGAAGUUGAAAAUGGUGGGGACCUGAACUCUUCUGAACCUGCCUUUACUUCUUUUGGAACUGGUUACCUGUUAACUGUCCAUGGAUGCCUGGGUGCAGAGUUUGGAGACCUUUUGCUUAAAGGUGUGAAGUGUCAGCUUGCUCCAGUCUGAAGGAAGAAGUCGUGAGACAAAGGUCCUGAAACUUGUGCUCUAACCAUGGAAAUGAGGGUAAGUCAGUUUUAAUAAUUUGAAUGGUAACUUGAAAUGUAACCAAUGAUGUAAUGAUUCUGCCAAAUGAAGAAGAAUGAUAUCACUUGAAAACCGUUCCAUUUUGAUUCUGAGGUUACUGUAUAAACAAGAAUCAUGCACAAAAAGGUUUUUUUUUUUUAUCUCUAUUAAUACAUUAAUAUGUGUUUGCUUUUAGGGCUCUGACUGCAGUGACAUGCCACCUCUUGAAAGGUGAGGAUUAGAAAUAUCAGCACCAUUCUUAACACCAGAAUACAUGAUGAUCUCACCCCAACUUGAACUCUCUCACUGAUUACCUGCUGAAAAUAACAGAUCUGAUAUUCUGUUUGUCGGUAGUCAUUUAAUCUGAAAUCUUGUAAUGUGGCUAAAAGUGCUCUUUGUUGCAGGCAGCUGGUUGGGUGCUCAUGGGAUAGAAGAGGAAACAUCUCUGAAAUAUCAAUAAAUUUCUACAAACCA
This is a messenger RNA of Oryctolagus cuniculus (rabbit), 1564 nucleotides long. Lineage: Eukaryota; Metazoa; Chordata; Mammalia; Lagomorpha; Leporidae. The record is from RefSeq and is a predicted model, not a curated record.